Molecule: messenger RNA, 3837 nt
Organism: Metarhizium robertsii ARSEF 23
Lineage: Eukaryota; Fungi; Ascomycota; Sordariomycetes; Hypocreales; Clavicipitaceae
Product: Ankyrin repeat-containing domain protein
Exons: 3
Coding region: 1-3837 (1278 amino acids)
Biological process (GO): nucleoside metabolic process
Molecular function (GO): catalytic activity; protein binding
Source: RefSeq, a predicted model, not a curated record
AUGUAUGAGUCCAAGGACUAUACUAUUGGCUGGAUUUGCGCCUUGGAAACCGAGUUCGUAGCCGCCCAGGAGUUCCUCGAUGAGGAGCAUGAAGUACCAGCACACCUCGCCCUCGCCGAUGAUAACUUUUAUAAACUCGGUAGAAUGGGAAAACAUAAUGUUGUCAUUGCCAUCUUGCCAGAUAGGGAGUAUGGCAAGUCCUCCGCAGCAGUCGUCGCAAACCACAUGCAACAUUCCUUCCCGAGCGUUAGGGUCGGCCUGAUGGUCGGUAUCGGCGGUGGUGCCCCCAGUAUAAAGAAUGAUGUUAGGUUAGGCGACAUCGUUGUGAGCAGCCGACGGGACGGAAAAGGCGGAGUGGUACAGUACGAUUAUGGAAAGGCAGUCCAAGGUUGCGAGUUUGCCAUCACGGGGCAUUUGGACCAGUCGCCCGCGUCGUUGGCAAAAGCAGUAACCGCGAUAAAGGCUGAAUACGACAGGAAGGGCAACCGAAUUGCCCUUAAUGCCAAGGACGCACUCAAUAAUAUUGAUAACAAAGACAAAUACCGCCGCCCGUCAGCCACGAGUGACCGGCUGUACCGCUCCUCCUUCACACACCCCCUGGACAAGCUCGGAGAAGAUUGCAGUCUGGUGUGCGGCGAUGAUGCAUCUAACCUGAUAGCUCGAGCCCAGCGCAAAAAAGGCGGCGGCGGCCUAGUAGUUCAUUACGGACUUAUCGCUUCUGCGGAUACCUUGAUGAGAGAUGCUAUUAUUCGGGAUAAGUGGGCGGCGAAAGAGAAUAUCCUCUGCUUUGAGAUGGAAGCCGCUGGCCUGAUGAAUCACUUUCCGUGCAUAGUUAUCCGAGGAAUAUGUGACUAUGCUGAUUCUCAUAAAAAUAAUCAGUGGCAGGGAUAUGCAGCCCUGGUAGCGGCGGCAUACGCGAAGGAUCUCAUCUCUUUUAUACAUCCCAAGCAGGUGCUCAACGAGCCGCCAAUCAAAGAGUUGGCUACAACUUUACUUAGUUGUAUAUCGACUUCACGGCAAGAAGUUGGCCAACUAAGGCACGGGGUCGAAUAUAGGGAACAAGAACAAAUUCUUCAAUGGAUCACAGAAACAGAUUACACUACUCAUUUUAACACUUGCAUGACCAAGUGGGAACCUGGUACUGGUGAAUGGUUUCUGAAGUCACCCAAAUUUCAGGCAUGGUUUCAAGGCGAUAAAAGGACUUUAUUCUGCGAAGGUAUCCCGGGGGCGGGGAAAACGAUUCUUGCGUCGGUUGCCAUACAAGAGAUCAUCAAGUGCGCCCGACAGAGCAACAAGAUUGGACUGGCUUAUAUCUACUGCAUUUCCCAACAAAAACAUCAACAAAGCAGCUACUAUUUCCUUGCCAGCCUCGUGAAGCAGUUGGCUCAGACUCGAUCACCCUUCCCGCAAAACAUAAAGAACCUACACAAAAACCAUACAAUUGCGCACAAAACAACACGGCCAUCUUAUAAUGAACUCUUGACAGCUCUUGAGCAGCUUGCUGCCGCAUAUUCAAAGGUGUUCAUUAUUAUAGACGCGCUUGAUGAGUGUGAAGCCGAGGAUGGCCGGUGCCAUGAGCCACUAUUACAAGAGCUAUUUAAACUUCAAGUCAAAACGUCGACGAAUAUUCUGACAACUUCACGAAGAAUUGUCACGAUACGGCGUCUGUUUCAAGGCACAUGCGACAUGUUGGAAAUUAAAGCAAAGAACGAAGACAUGGGAAAGUACAUGGAGCAUCGACUGUCGAAGCUUCCUCUCCUUGAUGUGGGGAGUAACUGUGCUUUGGAGGAACACAGGGAGAAUUACAAGGCCAAGAUCAAGAAUGCUAUUAUUAGGAGGUCCAACGGCAUGUUCCUGCUUACAAGAUUGCAUUUCCAAUCUAUUAUAGACAAGACAACAACACAACAGCUUGACCAGGCGCUUAACAAUAUACUACGUGGGCAAUGUUCAUUAGAUCAAGCUUAUGCAAUCAGCAUUGCCAGAAUUAGAGAGCAGCGUUGUGGAUUUCGGCAUCUUGCUGAGAGGGUUCUCACAUUUCUCUGCUGCGCAGGAAGCCUCAUGACGACUACAGAGCUCCAAUACGCGCUUGCUAUAGAGAUGGGCCAAGUCAAACUAGACGAAGGUAAUACAGAGGCUAUUACGAUAAUAUCGUCCGCCUGUGUGGGUUUAGUCAUGGUUGACGAACAGACUAGCAUUAUUUGCCUAGUUCAUGAAACGACACGACAGUACUUGGCGAGCCACAUGUGUUGUAUCAACCCACGGAACAAUUCGAGUGCUGCAGAGAAGGACCAUGAGAUUUGCAAUAGCUGGACCAGCUCUCUGGCCAUGAAGAAUGCACAUAGGAUCAUGGCAAAUAUCUGUCUUGACUAUCUCUUCUUGCAAGACUUUGACAAGCAAGCAUCUUCAUCACAAGAUCUUUUCUCGCAGUACCCGUUCUGCAAGUACGCGAUAUCGAAUUGGGGCCUCCAUGCUCGUGGCGCAGAGGAAGAGGAGCUGGAACUGCGGCUUCUCGGUAACCAAGCCAAAGUAUAUGCCUUGGGUCGACUGUUGUUGAAUAGAAUGAAGACACCCAUAGUUCAAUACUUGGAUAUGGUGAGGCGCUGCCGAAAAGCCAAAAGGAAGUCGCAUACAUGCAUGACUAGCAUCCACGUCACAGCAUUCUUGGGACUUGCCAAGAUAUCAGAGCAACUGAUAAGGCAGGGAUGCGACGUAAAUGGCUUUAGAGGCAACGAAGAGAACGAACAUUGGCCGCCGCUGUGUUUAGCAGCCAACAAUGGCCACGUAGCGACCGUGGAGCUGCUGUUAAGGAGCGGUGCCAACGUCAACCAGGCAUACAACAAUCUCACGGCAUUAUCUUGUGCCGCAUACCAAGGGCACGAGGCAAUUGCCAACAUGCUGCUGCGGAAUGGCGCCGACUUGGGCUCAGUGGACCCGAGUUGCAAUUACACACCACUCAUGUCUGCCAUCGAUGGUGGACAGCCGGCGACGUGUAAGCUCUUGCUCGACGAGGGCGACGGCUUGGAGACAAGAAAGACACAGGAUGAAACAUGCAUGUCUGGCUGUACCGAGAGUAUUCAGGUUCCCCAGGCGGAGCUGCUAUUCCGUGCAGUAUCAGGAAAUCACUUGGCCGUGGUCAAGUUGCUCGUCCAGGAGGGUGCCAACAUGGACGGAGCACUCGUAACAGCCGCAACCUGGGGACACUACAGAAUAUGCAAGUUUCUCAUCGAAAGCGGCGCCCAUGUGAAUUCCGUCUGGGAGGGCCAAACCCCGCUGCAGGCUGCCUGCCUUUCGAAUCAUGUAGAUGCCAGAAGUAUUGUUCGACUCUUGAUUGACAGCGGCGCGGACCAGAAACGGCAAGGCCACUGCCCAGGCUUGGUCGGGACUCCGUUGGAGAUUGCUGUUAGACGUGACAAUGUGCUCGAGGUUGACUGUCGCUUAUUUAGACGUGUGAAACCUAAAUCUUGGACCGAUUCGCCUUGGUGCCUGGCACAGGUAAUCAAACAGAACAGGAUCCAAAGGGAGCGCAGGGGGUCGGCUCUCAUACGAUCGCCGCGCGGGCUGUCACCGCACAAACAGGCCCUUAUAUCUGACAUUAGCCACAAAAGAGAUGCCCUUCAACCUGGCAAUCGUCACAAAAAAGAAGUUCUUAAGCCAAGCACUCGUCUCAAAAGAGACCCAGAGUAUUAUGGGCCCUUGGCCGACUGUAUGGACGGGGUUCAAUAUUCGGAUAAUAUCAUGCGAGGUCGAGCAGGAACCCGAGUUGAGUGGGAGGUGGAGGCGAAGCCUGGCGUUGAGACGUCACAGGAGAACUGGCACAAGUUUGUUUACGGAAUAUAA